This is a messenger RNA of Macadamia integrifolia, 1917 nucleotides long. Its product is annotated as 30S ribosomal protein S1, chloroplastic-like. The coding region runs from base 239 to 1468 and encodes 409 amino acids. Gene Ontology annotation, molecular function: mRNA binding; structural constituent of ribosome. The transcript has 7 exons. The record is from RefSeq and is a predicted model, not a curated record. Gene Ontology annotation, biological process: translation. NCBI's taxonomy places the organism in Eukaryota, Viridiplantae, Streptophyta, Magnoliopsida, Proteales, Proteaceae. Gene Ontology annotation, cellular component: chloroplast stroma.
UCAAAAAGACCUUGGGCCACUGGUGACCCCCUCCCUCCUUCCCCUUUCACAGUCUCCAUCUAUCUUAAUUCUUAUCUGGGGCCACGAACGAAAACGAAGGAACGGAUAAAGAGAGCAAGCGAGAAUUCUAUCGCUCUCAUUUCUGUGUUUGUUGUAGUUGGCUGUUUGUGCGUGAGCAACAAUGGGUAGAUAGGUACUCUAGACUAGAACCCAACUUCGACCUUCACCUCUCUGAAAAAUGGCAUCUUUGGCUCAGCAAUUUGUAGGCCUUAGAUGUCCAUCUCUCUCUUCCUCUAGCCUCUCCAAACCCUUCUCUUCAAGGCUCCAAAAGACUUCCUUUUCCCCCAUCGUUUCUGCUGUGGCCAUCUCAAAUUCCCAGACUAGAGAGAGACAGAGGCUAAAGGAAAUUUUUGAAGAAGCUUACGAUCGAUGCCGUACUGCUCCGAUGGAAGGCGUAUCAUUCACAGUGGAAGAUUUCCAUGCCGCACUCGACAAGUACGACUUCGAUUCCGAGAUUGGCACCAAGGUCAAAGGGACGGUAUUCUGUGUAGAUGCUAAUGGAGCACUAGUUGACAUUACUGCAAAAUCUUCGGCCUACCUACCUGUCCAAGAGGCAUGUAUCCAUAAGAUAAAACAUGUACAAGAAGCAGGCAUUGUUCCUGGCCUACGAGAAGAGUUUGUAAUUAUUGGCGAGAAUCAAGCUGAUGAUAGCUUGAUCUUGAGCUUACGCUCAAUUCAGUAUGACCUUGCAUGGGAGCGAUGUAGACAACUUCAGGCUGAGGAUGUGGUCGUCAAGGGUAAGAUUGUUGCUGGAAAUAAAGGUGGAGUGGUAGCAGUUGUGGAGGGCCUUCGGGGAUUUGUUCCAUUUUCACAGAUAUCAUCUAAAUCAACAGCAGAAGAACUCCUGGAUAAGGAACUUCUGCUGAAAUUUGUGGAGGUUGAUGAGGAACAGUCAAGACUUGUCUUCAGUAACCGCAAGGCCAUGGCUGACAGCCAGGGGCAACUUGGGAUUGGAUCAGUUGUUACUGGAACUGUGCAGAGUCUGAAGCCAUAUGGUGCCUUCAUUGACAUUGGUGGGAUUAAUGGCCUUCUCCAUAUCAGUCAGAUCAGUCAUGAUCGUGUUUCCGAUCUCUCUACUGUCCUUCAACCUGGUGACACCCUAAAGGUCAUGAUACUGAGCCAUGACCGUGAGAGAGGCCGUGUGAGUCUGUCUACCAAAAAGCUAGAACCUACACCUGGAGACAUGAUUCGCAAUCCAGAGCUUGUUUUUGAGAAGGCAGAGGAGAUGGCUAGGACAUUCAGACAGCGAAUAGCCCAAGCAGAAGCCAUGGCCCGUGCUGAUAUGUUGAGAUUCCAGCCAGAGAGUGGAUUGACCCUCAGCUCUGAUGGUAUCCUAGGUCCGCUUACAUCGGAUUUGCCAGUUGAAGGCCUAGAUUUGAGUGAUGUCCCUUCAUCUGUAGAAUCCUAACUGAAAGUACACAGAGGCUGGGAAGGUUGUUACUUAAAAUAUUCAGUAAAUUUGGUUAUUUCUCCUUACAUCCAUUGUGGCAUAAAUUGCAAGAUUGAGUUAUGGAAGUUAACGAUACCAUCCUCUCCUCUUUCCUGUUCUCAACUGGGCUAUCCAGAAAUAGGAGCUGGGAGAGGAAGAAAUGUCAGUCAGAGUCUGAAAUAUUUUCUAGAGAGUUUUAUAAUAGUAGUACUAGCCAAAGCCAAAAGGGUGGGUGUUUGCUUCUGCUGUUACCUCUUGGAAAUCAAGAUGCUCUGGUUGAAGUUGCACGUUCAGUUUGAUACUGAUAUCAACUUUUAAUAUUGUCAGGCUUGAACCUAACGGUAGGAAUGUUUUGAUCCGUUAUUGCUUAUCCUGCAGUCACCCAAUUUCACAUGAUAUUGAAAUCAAAUUACUGCCGAAUUUGAUCA